This is a messenger RNA of Fraxinus pennsylvanica, 456 nucleotides long. The record is from the annotation of a GenBank genome assembly. Lineage: Eukaryota; Viridiplantae; Streptophyta; Magnoliopsida; Lamiales; Oleaceae.
AUGGUGGUACAAGAAGAGCAUGUAAAGCAAAUUGGACGUGUUGGGAUUGAAGUUGAAGAUUACACAGAUAAUUUUUUCCAUCAAAAUUGUUUUGAAUCUGAAACAACAGUUAUGAAGAAAAUAAAGAAGAGAUCACAUGUAUCUUGUCAAGUAACUGUCUAUGACUACUUUGUUAAUAGCUGUAACAUUGAUUUGCCAUAUCCUGCCGAUUUUCAUUGUAUCAAUAUUGGAAAGCCUAAGUGUCCAACUUAUUUCCCUAUCGAGCCUAUUAAUAAAAAAACAGCAUCUUCUGAAACGAUAGACAUGGAAUUUUUUAAUCUCAUCAGAUAUGCCUCUCAUUCAAAGAUAAUCUGCUAUGCAAAAAAUUCUGUGCAACUGAAAAAGAAUACUGUAUGUGAUGUGAGCAUUACAUUGCAGAUGGAUGACUUAAUCAGGACUUUGCAUCUUAAACAUUAG